GCACCUCAAGCAUGUUCGAAGCACGUUUACUUCAUGCAUAUGUAUCAUUCGAACGUGUCUGCUCUGCCGAGAGAUUUUACGACUGAGGUGGCGAUGGCAGACACCAUGUACAGAAAGGUUGAAGGCUACUACCUACACGUUGCGUUUCCAGAUGAAUGUGUGCGUUCAGCCCUGAGGUACGAGCCUCGACCUGGAGAUCUCUUCAUCGUCAGCUACCCGAAGUGCGGAACAACCUGGAUGCAACACAUCGUCUACGGCAUCUUCCACGGUCGUUCGCCGCCGAAGGACGUCCUGACCUAUUACCGAGAGAUGCCCUUCAUAGAAUUCCAAGGAGCGGACUCAGCAAGCGACAUGCCGAGACCAGGAGCCAUCAAGACUCACAUGCCCUUUCAGUUGCAACCUUAUUCGAAGGACGCCAAGUACAUAUACAUCACCAGGAAUCCGUACGACUGCUGCGUCUCCUUCUUUUACCACACCAAGGCCAUGCACGAGUACAGUUUUAAAGACGGUACGUUCGACGAGUUCUUCGAGAUGUUCAUCGAAGGCACUGCCGACUUUGGCGACUACUUCGACCACGUUUUGUCCUGGUACGAACACCGGAACGAUCCCAACGUACUCUUUUUAACAUACGAAGACCUCAAGAAGAAUACCGCUGCGUGGGUGCUCAAGAUCGCCGAUUUCGUCGGGGAGGAAUACGGCAGAAAACUUCGAGAGGAUCAGAGGGCUCUGGAUGCGAUAUUGGACAAAACAAGUUUCCGAAUCAUGCAGCAAGAGGGGAAUGGUUCUUUCAAACAGUUGUACGAGGACAUCAAGACGAUCCCGGAAGGGGAAAGACCCGAGUGGUUCAGUUUUGUGAAAAAGGCUAUGGGUGAGGACGUGUUGCAGAACCCGAUGAACGGCGAUUUUGUGCGCAAGGGAGUUGUUGGCGACUGGAGGAAUCAUUUCUCGGCUGACCAGGUCAAACGCCUCAAGGAGCGCAUCGAGUUCAAGACACGUGGUAAAGACCUCAUGGACUUGUGGAAAGACGCCGACAUUCCAUAAUGUUAACGCUGACUUAGAAUUCUGCCCAUAG
Molecule: messenger RNA, 1072 nt
Organism: Ixodes scapularis (black-legged tick)
Lineage: Eukaryota; Metazoa; Arthropoda; Arachnida; Ixodida; Ixodidae
Product: sulfotransferase 1C2-like
Exons: 2
Coding region: 34-1041 (335 amino acids)
Biological process (GO): sulfation
Cellular component (GO): cytoplasm
Molecular function (GO): sulfotransferase activity
Source: RefSeq, a predicted model, not a curated record